GAUCUUUUGGCCCUGUCUUUCCUCUCUAUCUAGAAAGGCCUUACCUUUUCUUUUGUUUGGAUGAAUGUUUUUGAAUGUUUUUUUUUUUCCUUUUCCUUUUGGGAAUGAUGAUUUAUAAGAAAUUUUGACUGAAAAUUUUGCGCCUGAGUAUGGGAGACUUGGGCGAGUUGAGCAGUUUCAAAUUGAUGGAUGACAAUGGGGAUCUGAAAUUCAAAUGAUUAAUUGUAUGGUAAUGGAGGCGCAUUUCGAAAAUGUGGAAAUUGUUUCUCAUGUGGACACUUUCAUAGACCUACAAGAUCUGAUUUUUGAGCAAGCGUCACUGUGCACAAGAUCAAGGAUAGUAGUCUAGAAACAAUAGGAUUAAUAUCGUGCUUUCGAAGAUGUACCAGUUCACAAUAUUUGCAACUCCUCUUUCAUGCUUCUAAAUGUGCCUUCUGUUUCACUUGACAUUGUCUUGGUUAACUGAGAUUUCUCCAAGCUGGCUAGUUUAUGAGUAGCAUGUAUUUGAUUUCAGGAAACUGAAAAUUCAGUAAAAGAUGUCAGAUGUAGCCAAGGACCUCACUGCUGGAACUGUUGGUGGAGCUGCGCAGCUAAUCGUUGGUCAUCCUUUUGACACCAUCAAGGUUAAGCUCCAAAGCCAGCCAACGCCACUCCCUGGCCAACCCCCCAAAUAUUCCGGUGCCAUGGAUGCAGUCAGGCAAACAUUAGCUGCUGAAGGGCCAAGAGGGCUAUAUAAAGGGAUGGGUGCUCCACUUGCAACUGUUGCAGCAUUUAAUGCUGUUUUGUUUACUGUGAGGGGACAAAUGGAGGCAUUAUUGAGGUCGCAACCUGGUGCUCCCCUAACGGUGAAUCAGCAAGUAAUAGCCGGUGCCGGUGCUGGCGUAGCAGUUUCCUUUUUAGCAUGUCCUACAGAAUUGAUCAAGUGCAGGUUGCAAGCUCAGAGUGCUUUAGCAGACUCAGCUGCAGCAAAGUAUGGAGGGCCAAUUGAUGUCGCAAAGCAUGUUGUUCGCGAAGCCGGCGUCAGAGGCCUGUUCAAAGGCUUGGUUCCAACCAUGGCACGAGAAGUUCCCGGAAAUGCAGCCAUGUUCGGUGUCUACGAAGCCCUCAAGCAGUACUUCGCAGGCAGUCAAGACACUUCAGGACUGGGAAGAGGUUCCUUGAUUGUCGCCGGAGGUCUAGCCGGUGCAUCCUUCUGGCUAUCAGUCUACCCGACCGACGUCAUCAAGAGUGUGAUUCAGGUCGACGACUACAAGAAGCCAAAAUACACUGGAUCAAUCGACGCCUUCAGGAAAAUUCUGGCUUCCGAGGGAGUCAAGGGGCUAUACAAAGGUUUCGGACCGGCCAUGGCUCGCAGUGUUCCUGCUAACGCAGCAUGUUUCCUCGCAUACGAACUAACCAGAUCCAGCCUCGGAUAAUCACUUCAACAAGCACCUCUCGAGCCUUCAUUCAUCUCGAAAUAUUGUUAUUUGCUUCUUCAUUGAAGAAUUCUCUUCUGAAAUCUUGUUAUUGUUGCAAAAUGGUUAUUAUGUUCUCUAA
Zingiber officinale is the source of this 1536-nucleotide messenger RNA. Its product is annotated as mitochondrial carnitine/acylcarnitine carrier-like protein. Gene Ontology annotation, molecular function: L-ornithine transmembrane transporter activity. Lineage: Eukaryota; Viridiplantae; Streptophyta; Magnoliopsida; Zingiberales; Zingiberaceae. The record is from RefSeq and is a predicted model, not a curated record. The transcript is spliced from 5 exons. Gene Ontology annotation, biological process: mitochondrial L-ornithine transmembrane transport. Bases 537 to 1415 code for a protein of 292 amino acids.